Messenger RNA from Topomyia yanbarensis, 19858 nucleotides. RefSeq names its product neuroligin-1-like. Gene Ontology annotation, molecular function: signaling receptor activity; neurexin family protein binding. NCBI's taxonomy places the organism in Eukaryota, Metazoa, Arthropoda, Insecta, Diptera, Culicidae. Gene Ontology annotation, cellular component: cell surface; synapse; postsynaptic membrane. The record is from RefSeq and is a predicted model, not a curated record. The transcript has 18 exons. Bases 3249 to 6788 code for a protein of 1179 amino acids. Gene Ontology annotation, biological process: neuron cell-cell adhesion; modulation of chemical synaptic transmission; synaptic vesicle endocytosis.
GUCGCGUCGUGACGUGAUUUUCGUUCUCGGGACACGCGCGUGUGUGUAAUUUAGCGGAUCGUCGCGGAUCCGAGCGCUUUCGUGAAACUGGCUGUGGGAAUCGCCCCAGGAGUUGCGGAUGUUUUCGAAAGGGGAUUAACAUUGGCCCGCCCUACUUGCUAGGUUGAUGCUGGUCGAGUACGGGAUCUAGCUGUGUCGGUCAUGUGCUAGGAAACGCGUGGAAUUUGAUAGGUCGUCUCUGAAAACCAAAAAAAAAACUCUAGUGGCAGGAAAAUUCAUUAGUGUUUACUCUCGGAAAGUUGCCGCUCGCAGUAUGUUUGAACCUGCUAGCUGCUCAAGGAUGUGGUAGUCGUUUCUGUGGGGUGGUUAGGUCUUGAAUAUUAGAAAAAGGGCAACCCAAUCGUGUGUCUCUGUUAGCGGUUGGUUCCCGGUCACCACGUAAUUCGAUUAGCACCCCUCAAGGGGAGCCGUGAACAUGAAAUGUUAUGAAUAAAGAUUUUUCCUUGAAUCCUGGGUGUUUGUGAAAAUUUCGGUUUUAUGGGAGAUCACGGUGCGUGUGCUGCUGAAAUUGAGCGGUGUAUUUAUGAUGGUUUUUUGUGCCCGCGGAAAGUAGAGUAGGCUAUUGUACUGUGUUGCCGCGGAAACUGCUGAAGUGAAAUGUCGAAAAGGGCAAAUUUUUACUCGAAUACGUGAAUGAAAAGAAAGGCAUAAAAUUCAAACCAUCAACUCCCGUCCCCGCGAGGCGAAAUGAUUCCCCAGCAACGACAGACGAAACCAACGAAUUGUGUCGACCAACUUCUCGGGUACUGAAUUUUCGAAUUAUUUCAGAGCCAAAUAUUUUUAGCUCGUUCUCCUUGGGGCGGUUGUUUUUCGCGAAGAUAAUUUACAUGCCAUUGGAAUGAAUAAGUAAAACCGAAAUAAAAAUGGUAAUAUCAUCAGCGUAAACAGAGCCAACAGUGCGAGUGGAUAUUGGCCUGUUAGCAGCCCUACAAGCUUUGAGGUGGAACUUACAAGCAUCAGAAGCGAAAUUGAAAACGACUCUUGCCCCUCGCAAUUCCUGUGUGGAGGAAACCGGCCAGCCGAAUCCGAGUCGGAUCGUGAGAAAUUGUGAAUGAGGAGCAAAGCUGUGUGCGGUCGUCCUCCAGGGUGAGAUAAAGUUUUACUUACCGUGUUACGCUCGGAAUUAGGAGUGUGACCUCUUUGCGUUCCAUUACGUAUUCCGAGAUCCAUUCCCCAUACCUCUCGCUCGGCGUGGAACGUGGUGUGCAGCGAGAGUGAUGAAAAUUGUUUUACGGUCAGUUCGCAAUUACCGCUACGAAGAAUAGAUCAAACCACCUUCGUUACCAGUGCUAAAGGAUAAAGGAUUAUACGGAACCGAAAGGUGUAUUUACAGGUGUGUAAGGAUGAUAAAUUGAGGAGUUUAUUAUUGGAUGUAAAUUCGAUAUCGUUCUUCACCGAAAGGUUAUGAUGAUGGUGGUGGUGGCCGUAUAAUGGCGAUGUUAUCGAUUUAGGCAGCUCAACAACGAGAAGUGAAGUGAAUCUGAAAAAGGCUUUCGCUCGGCACAGGAAGCUAACAGCAGUGGGGGAAAAGUUUUUUUUCUACCAAAUUUCUCGAAAGUGAAACCAUCCGUACCGGAAGGGAUUUGGCUGUCUGCUACACAGCCCGUAGCCGGUAUUUUCGGACACACGGACGUGAAUCCUCUCUUGGGACUGUUGCAAAACACACACAAAAAAAAUUAAGAACGAGAGUAAACAACAAUUCGAAGUCACUAGCUGGAACGAGCAGAGAAAGAUAAGCGCCGUUAGCCCUCCGAACAAUGGUGGAACCUACAGGAAUUGAAUCAGUCAGAAAUUGUGUGGUUUAAGAUUAAGUGAAUUGCCGGUAAUUCAUAAAUGUGCUUGUGUGUAUGUGUGUUUAUCAAAAUGUUCCAAAGGUCGUGCUGCUGCGUAUCGCGGUAAAACUUGGUUUGUGGUACCGAUUAAACCCAUUCGUGGUGCGGCCACACGCAAAGCUACUGGAAAGCAGAAACGUCGCAUAAAUCUGCACCGUCCUCGCUUUUCCCAGGUGUGCACGCGAAGGAAGGACCACCGACCGGUGGGAUUCAGAUCAAACCCUCUAACUGCCACCAUUCAAAGAAGGUACGCAUGGCCAGUCGUGACUAUUAUACCAGGAAUCAUGAAGGAGUUCUCGAAUACAUGAAAAAUAUUUCAUGAUAUUGUGAACUGUUUCAGGAGCGCACGAAUGCCAAAUCACAAAUGCAACGCCGUCGGCGGAAGCGGAAUUGAUUUUUUACGUUCACCGGGGCGCCACUAGAAUGCCACAUGUGACAACAUCGUCGUAAUUUUUCCGCUCUUCUUGCAUAUUGGUGGGGCCUGUACGAGCAGCAAAACAAACGAAAAAAGCGGGGAACUUACGCAUGCAGGACGUAUAUUUACGACCAGCACCCACCACCACCACCAUCGGCAUCGGCACAAUAAAGCGCGAAAUUUAUGAGUGUGAAUCCGUCGUUCGCUACUGUGGUGGUAGGAGGCAGCGGUAGUUUGGGGUGAAAAAUGGAAGUGAGGAAAAUUGCUCCCCGCAGGCAAAACACAGGUCCGCGUAUGUGAAUUGUGCCCAUAAAAAUAUGCACCCGUUGUAAAAUUAACAUCGAUUUAUUGGACGAACGAAAGAAUAACAAGUUCCCCAGUGAUACCGACGAGACAAAAAAAAGGGAAGCUAUUUGACCCGUUAAGCCAAACUAGAUUUUUUCUGUAAUAUCCCUGGUUUUUUUUUAUUGGCAGAAACUCAAAUUCCGGGUAGAUUUACGAGAUAAUCAAAGCGUGAACACAAGUGUGCGGGAUCAUUUUACCGGUGUAACUUGCUGUGCCAUAACGUGCAUUGGAGCGGAAUUGAGUGGACAAUCGCGAUGGGAAAAAUUCGAUCCGGGAACAAAGAGUUCCGCUAGUGCUGUGCGCCAAUUGGGAAUUGAGAGGGAAAAUUUGUGAAUCAGUUGAUAGCUUCCUCCGAAAUCGAUAUGUCCAAUUUAGCAUCGGGUUAUUGUUAGCCCUGAAACCAAUUUAAACUGGUCGCGCGAAAUAGUUGAAAAAAAAAUAAUCGGCCGAAAAAAAACUGUAGUGGCUGGAGAUUUUUUUUUGGUGAACAAACAACGUCCUCGUUGUCGGUGGCAUUUUGGGCCGGGUAGGGUGUGAUGGCCGAUCCACAUGACGGGGACCGGUAAUGUUGCCCAACCGCCGCCACUCGCUGUACAAUGCGGGCCCACGAUGGGCCAACAAUCACUAACGACCACCGGCAGAGCCACCAUCAUUCCAAGGCCCGGCCUGAUCGGGAUUUGGUAGUAGUAGCAGCAGCAGCAUCAGCGUCACAAGAAGAGACGGCAAUCGUGCAAAAAGAUCUAACGAGAAGUAGUCGUCGUCGUCGUCGUCGUCAUCGUUGCUGUAAUUGGAGUGUCUACUGUUGGCUGUUGACAAUCAUCCUCGUCGGCUGGCUGGUUCCGACCGACGCCGGACCGAGAUACAGCUCGCGGAUAGUGGAAACCAAAUCCGGGGCGAUUCGAGGCGUGAUUUUGGAACUGAACUCCAAGUACCUGGAACCGGUGGAGGUAUUCAAGGCGGUACCGUACGCUACACCUCCGAUAGGAAAUCUGCGAUUUGAGCCCCCGAAAAAGCUUCCGCCGUGGAAAGGGACCAAACUGGCGGAUACGUUCGGCGCCGUUUGUCCACAGAGCUUUCCGGACAUAAACAAUCGAACAUCGGCGCUUCUCUCAAUGCCAAAAGGGCGUUAUCAACACCUGAAACGACUACUUCCCCUACUAGCCAACCAGAGCGAAGAUUGUUUGACGCUGAACAUAUACGUUCCCGGUAGUGGAAGCCGCGGUCUCGAAGCACCCUACUCCAUAUUCUUCUACAUCCACGGCGAGUCGUACGACUGGGGUUCCGGCAAUCCCUACGACGGUUCCGUGCUGGCCAGCUACGGUCACGUGAUUGUUGUAACAGUCAAUUUUCGGUUAGGAAUUCUUGGUUUUCUCAAAACUCGUGCCUCAACAUCACCGGGUUCUGGUGGCAAUCUAGGUUUAAUGGACAUCAUACUCGCACUGCAGUGGGUGCGGGAUAAUAUUGCAGCUUUUGGCGGUGAUCCAAAGCGGAUUACCCUGGCGGGUCACGAUACCGGAGCAGCUCUCGCCAAUAUGGUGCUUAUCUCGAAGGCUGGAAAAGGUCUAAUCCACCGGGCGAUAUUGCUCAGCGGAUCUGCGCUUAGUCCGUGGGCACUGAUUCCGGAACCGGACGCAAUUCGGUUGGAAGUUUCGCAGCAAAUGGCCUGCCAUCUGCUGGUGGAUCCUCCGCCAGGAAAACCAGCCCGGAAGCCAUCCACAGACGAUAUCACCGAGUGUCUGCGGGAUAAACCACUGGAAGCACUGAUGGGUGUAAGACUGACCGCCGUACGGUUCAUGCCUUCCUGGGGACCAUUUCUUCCGCUGGAAGAUUCGCUUGAUCCUGAGUUCGCAAUGGAACACUCGGGCGAGGGCUUCAUCACCAGUGAACUGAUGCUCGGUAUGACCACAACCGAGAGUUACAACGACUUCAGCGCAGCCGAUAUUCAGUACGGUCUGGAAGAGGAGCAACGAAAUCGACUUCUGCGAACCUACAUCAGAAAUGCGUUUACCUUCCACCUGAACGAGAUCUUCUCGGCCGUGCGGAACGAGUACACCGACUGGGACAAGCCGAUCCAGCACCCAAUCAACAUCAGGGAUUCAACGAUGGAAGCGCUGAGUGACGGUCACACGGUGGCACCACUGAUCAAGGUGGCCUAUCUGCACGCCCGGCGAGGUGCCAAAACGUACAUGUUUCACUUUGGCUACCAGAGCAAGGAAAGCGAAUACCCGCAGGUAGGAGACAGAUUUUUUGACACAUUCGAACAAUUUCAUCAAAUCACAACGAUUUCAUUUGUCACCCUGACUGUCACGCAGCGCCUGGGCAGCGUCCGCGGUGAGGAUCUGCCCUACAUUCUCGGUCUUCCGCUGGUGCAAGGGGUUCCCUCGUUUCCGCAGAACUACUCCCGCCAGGAUAUGGGAGUGAACGAAGCCGUGCUAAAUUUCGUCAGCAACUUCUGCAAAACCGGCGAUCCGAACGAGGCAGGCCAUCAAGCACCGUUGCUGCAUCCGGACUACGGGACUGCGAAAGAGCGCACUCGCUUCCGGGGCAUCACGUGGGAUACCUUCGAGACGACCACGCAGCAGUAUCUGAGCAUAUCAACCAAACCGAAGAUGCGUAGUCACUAUCGAGGUCACAAGAUGGCACUCUGGCUGAAUCUGAUCCCGCAGCUGCACCGCCCCGGGGAUCCGGAGGUUUCGAUGCGACAUCAUCACUUCCGCGAGCGGGACCCGCACUACUAUGCUGGCUCUGUCCGGGCCGAGUCAUUUAGUCGGCCACGAAUGUAUGGCAACGGAAUUAUUAACGAUGCUCAGGAAUCGAGGCUCGAGUCGUUUGGAACGGAGUGCACCCCGGAUCCGACGAUGGGCGAGGUGCUGCAGGAGGGAAGUCCUGACGGUGGGCUGCUCAGCGAGGAAGAAGAAGAGGAGCUGCUGGAGAAACUGGCGAACCGGCAUUACUACAGCUACACUGCCGCUCUGGGAGUGACAGUCGGAGUAGGCUGUCUUCUGUUGCUGCUAAAUAUGCUCAUCUUUGCCGGAAUCUACUAUCAACGUGAUCGCUCUCGUCGGCGGAAGUCCCAGACGAGUAGUGGUUCCGGUUCCGGAAGUGGAUCUCGCAACAAUGGAAGCCCCAGUCCGGACGAGGCAGAUAUUCCAUUGACGACAAUACCGAGCCCGUCUCCGAGCAAAGCCAAACGAAGCCAUGAACCACCUCCUAGCUAUGCAACGCUUCCGAAACGGAAUUCGGGCAACAAUCAUCAGCAUCACCUCCAUCAGCAGCAGCAGCAGCAGACGCCGCCGGGCACAAAGGAUACCAACUUGAUGACAGCUACCCUGGGACGGACCGGAAGUUUCUCGCACAAACAACAGAACAUUCUGCCGGAGACGUUCGCCUCGCAGCAGCACACGGCGCUGACAAUAACAUCAAACGAACCGACACGUCACCCUCACCAGCACCCGAGUGGCGUCGCGGACGCAAUUCACCACCACCAUCACCAGAGCCUACCGCGAUCCGUCAAAUCCGCACCACUCCCGCCGAUCCGGUCGUCUAGUAACAAUGCGUCCUCGCCCUCACCGGUUCCAGGUUCACCGCAAGUGGCAGCAAUUUCUUCUUCCACUUCUCCAACCCCGCCAUCAUCGAUGCUUCUGUCGGCAGCGGGCACCCAAACGGGAACUCCGUUGACUUCGAUUCUUGUAAAUAGUAACAAUCAUCAGCAUCAUCACCACCAGCACCGUCUGCCGCAGCAGCAUAUGGCCGGGGGAAGUGGUAACAGCAACAGUAACAUAAUCACGGUAGAUUUGGUGAGCUCCACAAAUCCGAAACACAGCGGAGGUGGCGGUGGCAGUUCUUGCAGUCCCCAUAGUACCCAUUUUAUCGGUAGUGCUAGUUUAGGUAAUAAUAGUAGUAACACUCACCAUCAUCACCAUCACCUGCAUCACCAUGCGAGUGGUGGUGGUGCUGGUGCCGCUGGUGGAACAGUUGGUGGUGGUUCGGUUGGCUCCGGUGGUAGCGGGAAUCUCGUAGGAUCCAUGGCAAACCAGAACCAACCGUCAACGUCAACAUCGGUGGGGAUGAAUCCCGGUCCCGGUAGUAGUUCGACACUGAAGAAACGUGUUCAGAUCCAGGAGGUGACAGUAUAGCACCGGUACAGCACAGCUGACGAUGACCAGGAAGCUGUGUGAAGACCGAAAACUAUGAGGGUGCGCUUUAGGUUUGACAGAAACGGGUGGUAGUGCGUCGACUGUAUGUAAAUAAUUGUCCUUUUGAGCAGUUCAAAUUGCAAAUUGGUGAGUUGGUGAAAUCUCAUGAACAAAUUAAACAAGUGGUACGGUCUGUGGCAGCUCAUGGGAAUCAGUGUCUGGAUUUUGAAGUACUCGUCAAUAAAGAAACAAUCAAUAAAGAAACGACCAACGAACGGAUUCGACGGUUCAUAUUUGGUCAGUUCAUUAAGAACCAGAAAUCAGAUGGUUUGAAUAAGGAAUUUCAUACAAAAAAAUGAAUCAUCCAACCAUCCACCUGUAACCAAACCUGAUUUACAACCAGUCAUUUUUCAUUUCUCACCUAAUUCUAUUUACUCUUUUUGCACAGAACCAAUUCAUACUAAUCAGCUCAUCAUCAACCUUUUUCAUUUAUCAUUUUAACCGACACAGAUUCUCGGCACCUGAUGCCCAAUAAGUCUAUAAAUAGUUAUUAUCUUUCCCAUCAAUCGGUACUUUUUGCUGCAAACGGCAUCAAUCUCUACAUAAUCCGGUUAGUUUUUUCCCCCUUCAUCCCCCUCCUGCGGGGGGGAAACGAAGCUAUUCAGGUGGAAAAUCGGUUUACUGGAGAAAUCAAACAUUAGUUAGCACAGCUCCCUUUCAAUGAGCUACCUACCAACAUACUGGAACUGGUGUGUUUGUGUAAUCAUCCGGACUCUGAGCUGCUGCUGCCCCACUCGUCCUCCGCAAGUACAUAUCAAUAUUUUCAAAUACCGAACGUGCGGCGAUGUGCAAUGAAUGUGUAAUUGAAAACCAGACGUAAUUAGGUUGUUGAUAUCGAUUGAUACCUACUACAGUAGAGGUAAGCUCUUGACGGAGCUGGAAAACCGAAACAGAGCCUUCAUCGGAAAGAAUCAAUCGGAUUGAGCUUCGUUGAUCCAAUUUGCUCGAAACGGACUCAGUGUCUCCGGCUUGGAAAAUUCCCUGUCCCGAUGACUAGCAAGAUAUUUAAUUGAAUUUAAUUCGCCUUUGAUAAAGUUGGUUGUAUCAACAGUGUCGAAUUUUACAAAUACCAGAAAAGCAAACAAAGUUCGUUUAUUUUUCGAAUCGAAGCUCUUGAGCGGACCAAUAAGACCGAUUUUUGCGAGUGGAAGGAAUUGGCCACAAACUUGGACUAUCCUUUGUGGAUUUUGCAUAGGAUCGAAAUGUAAAUUUUUGCUCACCCUUUGAACUUUCUACGAUAACCCGCUGUGAUUUGUUCGAGUGAUUUCUGGUAUAUCGGAGGCGUAAGCCCACAUCGGUUAGGGUGAAUGGGAUUGGUUGGCAGGCAGGACCAACACUCACCAUCAAAUUGGUAAACUGGUGAACGGAGUACGUGCCGAUGAAGUGAAGAUGUUUCUGAGCCAACAGUUUUCGUUUGAUGGAACAUGUAAACAUGUUCUGGAAAUUGGCCACAUCGAUAGUCAAUAUGGUUAUUUCUUAUUUCCGCAUCAUAAAAUGCUGAAAUUAAAACUCAAUUUAAAUUCAAUUUUUGUGUUUUGUUCAACCUUCUGACAAGUGAAAUAUUUCAAGCAAAUUAAAGUAAAUUUUCAUCGAAACGAAAAUCUUUUUUGGUGUAAUAAACAAUUUGUAUUAUUAAAAUUAAAGAUGACCAUUUUCUGUGGAAUCUUCCAUAUUGAACAUUCCUAGUUCUCCAUACAAACUAUAGUUUUAAACUGUGAAGCCUCGUUGGAAAGUUUUUCACAAAAAUAUCUUCAUCAAGGCGCAAACUAACUGACAUAAUACUAUGAGGAAAUUUUUCUAAAAAUAUUGAUUCGCUUAUUUUCUCAAAACACUAGCUCCACCUUUUAUACACGGUUCAUUUGCUAGAGUGUUCCUUUUCAGGCUUAGGAACAAUUUUUCUUUAGUGGUCUAUCCCCCGCAUGUUUGUUCAUAUAUCAGUGACGCCAUAUUCGCAAAUGCGGCCACUGUCCCAAUUACAAAUAUAUUUAAAAUAACCGUUAAAGCGAACGAAGCCUUGUUUUCGAGUAUUAUGUCUGUUAUUCUGUGAUCAAGGGUUACUAGGAACUCUAAACUUUGCGUAAGUUUUGGUUUUGUGUUGAAGCGCACUCCAGUGUUGACUCUAAUACUUUUUCUCGAAGUCUUACAUGGUUCCAUUUGAUUCUGUUACUGGUAGGGGAACGCGGGGCAAGUCUGACACCUUAAGCGCAAUAAUUUUUCUAAAAUUCCGCAAAGCUCCUAAAAUUGUAUAUUCUAUGCAUAAUCCUUGUUUAGGUGGUUCUUAACAAAAUAUAAUUUUUUCAGCUUUUCCAAAAAUUGGAUUCAUUAAAAAUUAUUGGUUGCCAAAAAAUGGAGAAAAAUGACAUUUUAAAAACGCUGCAGUUAAGGCCGACACCCGAAAGGGCCAAGAGCGACCCCCUUUCGAACUUUCUUUUUGUCCAAUUUGUUCCAUUAAAAUGUAUUGUGUAUGUGUGAUAAAGUGCAAUUAUGUAUAUGUAUAUGAGUAUGUGUGAUGCAAACGCAUGCUUUCUGUAGUUUCAUCGCGUAGCAAGAGGAAGAGCAUUCGAAUGGUGUUAUGAAUAAAUAAUGUUUAACGCAUGGUUUAUAUUAUGGUACGGGUUUUCUCAAGUAAGUCUUUCGAGCUUUAUUGCCACUUGUAUAGCCAUUCUAACGGGAAAGAGCUGUUCUGCAAGCAGAUUGUAUACGCUGUAACUAGGACUCAUUCACUUAGAAGUGACGCACGCUUCGUAGUAAGCUAUCCGGUUCGUGUUGUGAUUUUUCCAGAGGGGGAACAACUUGACAGCUCCUAUACAAAUCGUUGGAACCACUUUUUUUGGGUCUGUGGGUCCAAAAUGGCAGUUCAAUUUUUAUUCAAGAGCAAUUUCUAAAAAAAAAGCAUAAACUUGUUCACAGCGAAAAUUUUCUUGUUCAGAUUUUUUUACUUUGGAUAAUUCAUUUUUGAAGACUUUUUGGGGGUUUAGUGUUGUUUUGUUAUAAAAAUAAUGCAUCUUUAUUCCGAUGCAUUAUUUUUAAAUGAUUCAUGAUUUUUUGGAAUCAUCAGCAUACAAACCAGCGGCGCUUAUACUAGUUAGCACUGAGAACUGACAUACAAGUAAAGUUUUCGACUUGUGUAAAAAAUUAAACUGUUGCUUUGAAAUGCCAACAGCAAGUAGCAACUUUCCACUGGUCAGCGCUUCGAUCGGCCAGCAAUCGCUAUACGGGACUUGUAUGCAAACUUGGAUAUAAUGGUGUCUCAUGCAUGCAAAACUGUAUGCGAUGGUGAUUUUCAACGAAUUUUCAUUUAAAUGUUUACACUACUUUUUCGGGAAAGUUUGUUCUAGCUUAUAUGUCUGUUCUCUGUGUAGUUAGUGAGCACCUUCAUUUAGUCUUAAGGUAUUAGGUAGUAAUAUGUGUAUUGCAAUGCAAACAACAUACACAAAGGUACUGGACUAUUUUUCUUCCUCUCCGAUAAAAAUGAGCUGUCAUCACUUCUGAAUUUCGUGGAAACCUUUGCACCGUAAAUGUCGCAGCGCCUAUCAGUUAGAUGCUAUGCUGUCAGAAAAAAACAAUCGAAGUCAAUCCCGCCUUGUUAAAUGAGAAGUGAAAAAUUAUAAUCACAAUACUAAAUGUAUUUAAGGAUUAACGACAAACUUUCGAAAAUUGUCAUAUGCGAAAGAUGUUUCAAGGGCGACGGGAGAAGAAAAAGUUCACACUAGAAGCGUACCCAAAUCAAAUCAUGCAUUUUACAUUCGGCACAAUUUGUAAUCCUUUUAUGAAACUCCAAAAUUACGAAGUAACUUGUUUGUAUUUAUAUUAAAUUAUUACGCUGUUUUGAAAUGAUCAUCUUGAUUACCUCUCCCGAAUGUAAAUAAAGAAAACAAGUUCGUAAAAGACGUCACGGAAUUAUUUUCUCGCAUAGAAAUUUACAGUUUCACAAUUAGUGGACGGCGUUCUAUGGUGGCGACAUCAUUCGAAACAUGGUGGUUUCAAGCAACUUAGGCUAAACGUCAAGUUGCGGGAGGGUUGGAUAUUUCGGAAUACUGUUGAUCAACAAUCUGACGGUCAAUGGAAAUUUUUCAUCAAUAUCAUUUCAAAAUCUCAUUUUAAAUUAUACUUUUCAUUUCCUUUUGAAGUAUUGUUAUGAAUCACGUUCAAUUUAAUUCUUAAUUUUUUUGGUCGGCUUGAGACAAUACUGAUAAAUAAAUGCAAAAAAACAUAGUUUUCAUGUAUUUCAAUUAUUAACAUGAAGUUAUUAUAGUAUAAUCGAACACAACAAAUAUUCUGAGUCGUUUGUAUCGAAUCAAAAACGAACCCAAUCAUCUAAACACCAUGUCGGUCUUACCCCAAGAGCGAACAUUUUUGUUAAAUGCUCAAUUAACAGUAUUGAAAUACUCAAACUUAUCUUCAAUACACACAAAUAACAAUAUGGAGAGUAGAAUAGAAUAUGUGAAAAAAAAAAAACAUAAUCGGUUUUUUGCUUCAUCACUAAAAAUGAGACUCACUUGUUGAUGAAGUUCAAACCCAUCACUGAUCGAAAGAAAAUAACGAUCAUAGAGGGACAGAAAUAAAAUCUCAAUCACGCAUCGAUUGUGACAUGAUCGUUGUUUAAGCGCAACAAAAUCUUGACUCGAGUGCCCCAUUUGUCGCCAUACCAUUUGACCCAAAGCAUUGAACAAGAAUGGCAGACGCUGCUCUAACCAACGGCUUCAAAUGGGUAGGAUGAUAAUAGAAACAUGACGAAAAUAGGUUCAUCAUGGGGAGUGGGCGUAGCGUAGUUGGUAAAUCGAUUGCCUUGUACGCAGCGCACCUGGGUUCGAGUCCCGACCCCGCACAUAGGGUUAGAAAUUUUUCAUAAAAGAUUUUUCUAACCCGAAGAGGCGAAUGACCUUAAGGUUAAAAAAUUUAUAUAAAAAAAGGUUCAUCACUCUUUAAGAUACAAUUUUUGAGCAUCCGAUGUGGUAGAGCUGAUCCCCAUGGUGAUACAAUUUAAUGUUGUUGAGAUGUUCGAUAGUUGAUGAAAAUCGAUAUUUGGCAUUGUUUUAAAAUUUAAGAUGGCGACUUCUGGUUAAGCAAAAUUCUCCAUAACCCUAUCUAUAUGGGUAUUUUCAGAAUGGAGCUGACGAGUACACGAUGAUGAUCGAUGCGCCAUUUUGAAAUUCAAGAUGGCGAAUUCCGUCUAAGCAAAAUCCCUCCAUAAUUACUAAUAAUAUGGGUAUUUUCGGAAUGGGGUUGAUAAGUAGACCACAAAAAUCGACGCUUGACACGUUUUGUGAAAUUUAAAGUGGCAAUUUUCGGAGUGAAAAUAAUUCUCCAUAACCCUGUCAAAAUGGGUAUUUUUGGAAAGGGGUUGACGAGUAGAUGAUGAAAAUCGAUAUUUGCCUUCAUUUUGAAAUUUAAGAUGGCGACUUCCGGUUAAGAAAAAUGUCCUUCUAAUAUGGGUAAUUUCCAAACAAGAUUUAAGAGUACACUAAGCAAAUCGAUGCCGUGAGCCAUUUCAAAACUCAAGAAUUCGACUUCAGGUUAGGAAAAAUACCCGACCAAUUUGUAUCAUCCCCAUGGUGUAUUUCGUGCAUGCAAAAUGAGGACAUACUUUCUUGUCUCUAUCUGCAAUAAACCGAAGCUGUUAUGAUAUCCUGCUCUAGUCCCUAGUCUCAGUAGGAUUGUAGAUCAUUUUUUUCAAACGGGAAAUACUAUCGUUAAUUAAAGUGGCGAAUGCCACUAGAAUAAAUUGGGUUGUAUGAUUUUACUGAAUCAGAAGUCACCAUUCCCAAUACUAAAAUUCCAUUCAGUCAUCUGCUCGUUAUCCUGAAACCGAAAAUACUAAAUGUUGUUAGGAUAAUCUAGAAUUUUUGUCGGCCAGUAGUCGUCAUUUUGAAUGUUAAAACUACGCCACGCGUCGAAUUUCUUUAUCUGCUUGUCGACCCAUUUCAUUUUUAUAUGGUUAUUAACCAUUUUGCUUCACUGGGAGUCGUCAUUUUCCUUAACCAAGCAUGGAUUUCCGCGGUACAUUUGGUCGGUGUUGAGUCAGACCGGACUAAGUGACAAUAUAUUGAUUUCGAGAAAAAACGAGUUUAAAGUUUGAAUCGCAGCAUACUUUACAUUAUAGAUGGAAAUUAAUUUUUUCCAUAAUUCUUGUUUAUUCUUAUAUAUUUCAAACCUGGCAAAAGUCGAAUGUACCUGAAGAAGUUCUUUAUCCAGUGCUAUCAUUAUCUCAUUUUUUGAUGUUUUGCGACUUAGUCCAGUCUGACUUAACACCGACCAUUUGUCAAACCCAUUCCUAGAUACACAAACAAAUCUGAUCAUUAAUUCAUGAAAAAGAGAUCACGAUUUCGUGAACUGAACGAUUUACGAAAAUCGUGACCAAGUUCCCGAUAUUAUGAAUAGUAGACCUCGUACUCAUGAAACUAUUUGCGUUUCCAAAAAAACUAGUUCGUGUCGACUAUAUCAUGGGCUUACAUUUGCAUGGUUGGUAAGGUUACUCUGAUUGUUCCCUGGAAAUGUUUAGUUUUUGUUGUGAUCCUUGUUCACAAUUUUGGAAUACACAGCCGACAGUUAAACGGUGUUCAUAAUAGCAGGAGCUUAUUCGUGAUUUCUCAUCAAGUUAUCGUGAUAACUUAUUCAUGAGUUUACUAUCGGAUUUUUCUGUCAGUGUAGUGUGAUUUAUGUUCAUGACUGCAGAAUCUUAAUCGCGAAAAUCUUGUGAAAUAGCUCACGUGGAAGUUUCAUGACCAUGUUCCAUAAAAGCUUAUAAGUGAUAAGAGAUAUCUUCUAAAUAUCACAAGCACACAAGAUAGAUCGUAAGUCAAAUACUAGGAGUCAUUAACUGGUUCACGAAUCCAUGAAUAAUAUUUCAUGAUUUUGUGAAUUAUUUCUAACUGUUUGGAUCGUGACUAAUAUAUUAGGAAUCAUGAAUUAGUUCACGAUGAUUGAAUGGAUUCAUGAAUGAAGUUCUGAGUCUCAUGAAAUAGUUUACGAGAAAGUCACAGUCAAAAUAGUUCACGAGACCCUUUUGAUUUUAUGAACUAAUGUUCCUAAAUCUAUAUAUAACAUCAUAAGUCAACCUUUGGUUCUACGAAUAAUGUCCAGGAUGUUGUGCACUAAUUCAUGUGGAGAAAAUCGAUUUGGUUAUGACAUUUGGCGGAGACCGUGACCUAACCUCACAAAUAUUUCCACUAACAAAAACGUUACAGAAGAUAAUUUGAACAUAAUUAUGAAAUACAUGAUUUUUGUUCCUGGUCUUGUUUUCGUAACGUAAAAACGUGGUUGGUACAAAUUACUUUUUUUCCUUAGAGCUAUAAUGUUAGGGUUAUGGAUGCUUUUUUAAUUUUUUUUUAAUUUAAAAAUUCAAUUUAAAGGGUUAUUGAGUAUUUUUCUUAACCGGAAAUUGCCAUAUAGUGGAACAAAUGAAAAUUUUCAUCAAAAAUGAACACUCACCAUCAAAUUAAUCCCGAUGGCAAUAUAAAUAAUACUAGCAAAUAAAAAUAUCAGGAUACAAAAAACCUAAGACAACAAUAAUAAAUUCAAACCCCGGACCCUGCCCAGAAGAGUUCUGAAAUAUUGACAUCCCCAUGUGGGCCUGAAAGAGGAACGACAUGAAAUUCACACUCGCCGUGCUGAAGUGUAUGCUUCAAUUUCUUGCCUCGUCGUUCAAUCGUUCGGUGCAGCGCAUUCAUUCAGUUAUUUUCGGUUCAAAUUCACUUUCACUGCAUUUUGUAUCCACGCUGGCUCCGAGUGGGACUAUCGAGCAAAUAUACAUCAGGCAUAGUUUAGCUAUGCACGAAAAUGUUCACCUUCUACCUCCAACUUGCCAAUAUAUAACAAAUGAAUACUUUAGUUGCUGAAUGAAAUCAAAAUUUUUCAGCUUGGAAGUGAAUGAGUGAGGAAGCUGGUUUCGGUGAAUUCAAAUUGACAAUUCUAAAUUUUAAAUUUCGCACCACUUCCCAUCAAAUCACAAACAAAAAAAUUGCAACAACUUGUUAUACAAAUGUAGAAGAACUGCGUGGUCGGCUUCCUGGUGCAUUAGUGGACGACAAUGGGUGCUAAAACAAAAUGAUGAACUCCCAAUCGAAGAUUAAUGAAUUGUUACUGUCGUUCCAACUUGCCCCUCUGUAUGCAGUUCCAUUUGCCCCAAGGGGUGUCAAAAUACGGGGUAUGAUGAAACGCUAAAAAUUCAAGGUGAACAAUUGUUUCUCAGCACACAUUUCAUAAUCAUUACGUUUGAUAUAGUUUUGGGCAGCUCAGAUAUCAAUUUGAGAGGCACCGAAUCGAUGGAAUAUUUAAGUACUACAGAUCUGCAUAUACUUAAUGUAGAAAAUCGCCCAACAACUGUAAGAGCUGGCAGAGAAGAGGUAUUAGAUGUAACUCUUUGCUCUGACAGUAUUAUGCAUAAGUUGGCAAACUGACCCGUACCCAACCGUCAAUGUCUGAUCUUAAGUAUAUCGUGUUUGAUCACGUCUCGCUAGAUUUCGUCACAUAUCGUAAUCCCAAAUCGACGAACUGGUACCUCUGGGAAGAAAUCGAAAGACAUGCAUCUCAAUUCCAUUGGAACUGCUAAUGGUGAAUACUCGUCCGACGAAGAUGUAGUACUCAACUGUCUUUUUGACACACACACACUUUCCAGGCUGUACAGAACCAUCACCGACGACUGUCCCUGAGAAUAGAUCGAAUGAGCGAUUAAUAGUUUUGCUCCGCAUAAGUCUACGGGAAAAGAUGGAAUCAUUCAAGCUCUAUUUUAAAGAGGAUAUGAAUACUUCAAGCAUAUUUUGAAAAAAGUUCUUACCUGCAGUCUUGCAACACAUAUUAGCGUGGCGGGAAAUAAUUGUGAAAUUCAUGCCCAAAGGUGACCGCGUUACAAAGAGCUUUAAACUACCCUGUUACACGAUGUUGACUACAACAUUGCAAAAGCUUUUCCGCAAAAGUAAUCAAGCUUAGGAGUUUUUCUUGAUACUGAGGUUGCUUUUGACAACGUGUCUUUCGAAUUCAAUCAAAUGUGUUGGGUAGCAGCUGCGGUUAUGUGUGAUCUCGCUUUAGAGGCAGGGUACGUUCAUUAUCGCCAAUGCGGCAAUCAUGUGUUCCUUCUGGGACGUCAUCAUAUCGCAGGGAUAGCAUAAGGGUUUGCGCGUUGGAGCGGAAUCCCAAGGGUUGCAGAUUCGCAUCCUGCAUCUCUGGGAUUUUUUUCACAUAAUUGCUUUCGCCUAACUCAGCAUUUCGAUCUGCUUUCCCCAUUAGAUACCACCAAAAAGUGUUAAAUAAGAUACUUACGCCAAAAACAAAAUAAAUGAAUUAUUUACUUAUUGCCUUACAUUCUUUUGAAGGAAAAACUGUAUAUACAAAAAGUAACCAAUUAUAGUAGUAAAGUAUUUUUGUGUACUGGUUUGGCAUGUGUCAAAUUCAUAAUUAUCUCCUAGAUAAAUCGUUCAGUUCACACCUUUGUUAAGACCAUCAUCAUCAUAAAGUUUGUCGAUUAAUAUAGCACUUAAAAUCGGACGCGACUAUAUUUAAACUCGGUAUCAUAUGAUUGCUGUUUAUAUUUCACUAAUUUCGGUACCAUACUGUAGUAAAUAAGCCACUAGAACAAACCUGAACAACCGAAAAAGACAGAAACAUAUAACAGCUUACAAGUAAAAUAGAAGGUUUGUUCCAGUAAACGCUUCUUACUGCGGAAUACUUCCAGUUUCUCCUGGUAUUGGAACAAACUUAUAGUAAAAGAACGAUAAACAUUCACUGAACCAAACUUUGGCUUGACAGCUAUUUCUGGCGAAAUAUUCCAGGCGAAACAUUUCAAAUGAGUUACACCGUAAAUACAUAGUAGACAGUUUCACAGCGGAAGAAAGGUAUGAAAGUUUAAAAAAACGUAUAAUUCGGAACGCAGUGUUUAACGCAAGAUUUACCGGAAGACUCAAAGACUGAAAGUUUGAGCGCAAGUCAAUAGAGCGUCAUUCAGUUAUCGACAUUUGCCGAGAACAGUUGCGUUUUGCUCGCGUUAAAAAAAUAAUUUAAUAGCAUGUUUCAUUUCGUCUCGAAAUGCUGGAAUACGAGAUAUACCACUGAAUACUGAAGCCAUUUUGAAUUUCAAGAUUGUGGUUGUCCUCAGCAAUAUCGUUAAAGGGAUUUUAGGAAUGAAAUAAAUAUACAGCUGCUAUAAAUAUAAUAAUAUUAUGGUUAUAGUGUAUUUUGUUUAACCGAAAAUCACUAUCUUGGCCUUCAAAAUGGCGUCACCCAUCACGUCGCAAAGUGGUCGGAGACCGGAAAAAACUUAUGAUUCAAAUAUUGAUAUUUUUUCCUAGGUUUCUUAUGUACUGAAUGACAUAUUCUCCAAAUUUUGUGACCACCGAAUGAGAAUUUUUCAUAGCAAUUAAAACGACGCUGUGUUAGACAAUUCUUAUGAAAUACAUUUUUGAAAUCACAGUAUCUAUUUUCACUUCAAAACCAUGUAACUCUUUCAAUUUUCAUCCGAUUAAAGCACAACUAAUUUCAUGUUAAAUGGCAUUUAAAGAAUUCUGUUGAUCAUUUGAACAUGUUCGCCAAAUUUUAUUCGAGCUAUAUUUUAUUUUUUCAAAUAUAUCUUAUGUGUGUCCAUAGCAAAUUCAUUUUUCAUAUAUGUAUUCUGCACAAUAAGGUGAAACAGUCCGGAACGGUCACUUAUUAUACAUUCUAUGGGAAAUCAUCUAUACUUUUCGAUUUUCAAGGUCUCGUUUUGCUCCUUUUUGCCCGGAGGGGUUUAAAAUCGACAUUUUUAAAUGUUUGCUGAUAUGGAGGAGCAAAAUAGCAACUGAAUAGAACGCAAACAAACACUUUAUGUAGAGAUUGAAAGUAGUUUUACCCAAUUAUUAUGUUAUUGAUACAGCUAAUCAGUAAAAAAUAACACUGUAUGGGAAAAUUUAUCUCAUUUUUUAUAACUUUUGACAUUCAAAACGAACUCACUACCCCAAAAUUACCUCAACAUGCAAUUUUCAGCCAUAUUGCGCAACAUUUUAGUUUUGUCCGGCUUUUGUUUGAAGACCACUGUGCGUCGUAUACUCGUAAAACACAUUUCGACAAUACCUUUAUGGUUAGGGUUAUACAGAGUUUCGCUUAACCGGAAGUCGCCACUCCGGUUUUUAAAAUAAACUACCAUUUCCAUGAUGUGCUUAUCAAGCCCGCUCCAAAUAUAUCCUAUUAAGGUUAUCAAGAAUAUUGCUUAAACAUAAGUCGCCAUAUUACAUUUUAUAAGUGUUCCAAACAUCGAUUUUCAUCAUCUACUCGUCAAGCCCGCUUCAAAAAUACCCAUUUUGCUAGGUUUAUCCAGAAUAUUGCUCAACCGGAGGUCGCCAUAUUGGGUUUAAAGAAGGUUUCAAAUUACCUUUUUCAACAUCUAGUUGUCAAACCCGUUCCAAAAAUACCUAUAUUGCUUGGGUUAUCGUGAAUAUUUCUUAACCGGAAGUCGCAAUCUUGGAUUUCAAAAUGGUUCCAAAUAUCGAUUUUAAUCAUCUACUUGUCAAUCCGGCUGCGAAAAUACUCAUAUUGUUAGAGUUAUCGAGAAUAUUGCGCGACCGGAAGUCGCCAUCUUGAAUUUUGAAAUGGUGCCAAACAUCCAUUUUCAUCAUCCACUCGCCAUGCUCAGUGCAUGGGACAUUAACAGACAUCUUAACUAUUGACGAGCAUUUUCUCAUUCAAUAAUCGUUCAACUCCGUAGAAAAUUAGUCAAUACACGUUUAAAAUUUAACACGACUAUAUUUAAACUCAGUAUCACAUGCUUCCUGUCUAUAUGUUCACUAAUUUCGUUACCAUACAACUAUUCAUUUGUUUUUUUUUUUUCAAUUUGCUAACGGAAUUCACAUAUUGCAAUCUGAUUCUCAUAGGUACAAAACACUGUCUGAGCGUCUCUAUCUGCGUGUCCCAUUGUAUUAAGAGAACCAAAUUUCAUACAUCAAUCCUUGAGCUUUCCAACCAACAAGAACGGCGGAGACUACCACUUACACUGUUAAACGAUCGCGCAAGUUGAGUAAACAAAAAAAAAAAUGUAUAUAUGUCUGUAGUAGAAAGCUAGUUCAACUGUAAAUAAUUGACAGAAAAAGGUGAAACCAUGUUUGUUUAAAAACUGUUAUUUAUCUGAAGAAAAUAUUUAGAGAAAACACAAAGCAACCUGCUAAGAAUGAUUAUGGUGAUGAAUAUGACGAUGAAAUGUAAUCAAGGAAUUGAGCAAAGCUACAAGCAUUUAAAGGAAUCCAUAACGAGUAGGUACAGAAACGUUUUAGCUAAUCCUUACGAUAAGGUCAAGAAAUAAAUAGUUUAGCAAUUGUCUCCUGAAAGUAGAUUAGGUAUAGAAACACCCGACAAAUGUCUGUAAAUAUUGCGUAGAAGAUAGAAGUCCGACUCAUCUGCUUUAAACUGAACGGGAAAAAAGUGUCAAUCUAACAUAAAACGAGGACAAGAGCAACCUGUGUCGGUUGUAUGAGCGGUUCAAAUGAACAGAUUCAGUUAACAAUGUAACGUCCCAAGUUAGAAAAGCUGUUAUAAAAAGAUCCACUUCGUGUAAAUCUCCCCUCCCGGAUCUACCCGCUGGUGGAAGGGACGCCCGGAAGAAGAUUUGUUUGGUUAUAUCCAUGGCGUAAAAAAGACUCUUUAUAUGGGAUUGUCAAAUAGAAAUAUACUCGCACUCAAACUCACACAGAAAGUAGGCGGGUGUCGGUGUCGUAUAGGGUGAUGUGACAACAAAAUAAACGAAACGCGCCAAGUGCCGUUCAAGCAUGAGGGUGAAUUGAAUUUUAUCAGAAGGAAGUGAAUGCAGCAGGAGAUGAAGGAAAAAAACGCAAAAUCAUUAAACAAAUUGUCCAACACAAGGAAAAUUGUAGCAAACUUUUAUAACCACACAAGGCCAUAAAAAUCUCGCAAGUCGUAAGCCUGCUCAUAAGUCAGUCAAGCAAAAAAGUCUGUCAGGAACGGCAGUAAAAAAACAAACAAACAAAACUGUAAUGACUCUAAAUUUUGCCAAUAAAACCACUCGAAUGGCGAAAUAAAUGUUUGAAACUUUA